Adineta steineri is the source of this 990-nucleotide messenger RNA. NCBI's taxonomy places the organism in Eukaryota, Metazoa, Rotifera, Eurotatoria, Adinetida, Adinetidae. The record is from the annotation of a GenBank genome assembly.
AUGACUGGCCAUUUCUUUGAAGGAGCCGAAAAGCUCUUAGAAAUUUGGUUUAUUAACGGUAACAACGGUUCGAAUAAAUCUACAAAAUGUAAUGAUUUACGAAAUAUUCCACGGGAUCUUAUUGAAGAAGUAUUAAAUUUGGUCAAUUGUAAAGUGCUUACAUACGCACAAUCGGCAACAACUGAUACAUAUGUAUUAAGUGAAUCAAGUAUGUUUGUAUUUCAAACGCAUUUUAUUUUAAAAACAUGCGGUGAAACAACAUUACUUCAUGCCGUACAACCAAUGUUAGAACUUGCACGCGAAUAUUGUGGAUUUGAUGUUGUUGAUCAAAUUUUCUAUAGUCGUCGCAAAUUUCUUCGACCAGAAUUACAAAAAGCACCACAUACGAGUUUUGAUCAUGAAGUUUCUUAUCUCGAUUCAAUCUUCGAAGGUGGUUCGGCUUACGUUCUCGGUCGUACUAAUGUUGAUUGUUGGUAUUUGUAUACACUUGAUAAAACAUGUGUCAGUACAAAAACGGAUCAAACAUUGGAAAUAAUCAUGACUGAUUUAGAUGAAGAAAAAAUGAAAAUCUUCUACCAAGAAUAUACAAAUUCAGCUGCUGAAGCAACAAAAAAAGCCGGUAUCGAUAAAUUAUUUCCAAAUGCAAAAAUUUUCGAUUAUUUAUUUGAUCCCUGUGGAUAUUCAAUGAAUGGUUUAUUACCCGACGGUCAUUAUUUUACCAUUCAUAUAACACCAGAACCAGAUUUUUCAUAUGUUAGCUUUGAAACGAAUGUUUCAUACAAUCAAUAUCAAGAAUUAACACGUAAAAUCUUAAAAAUGUUUAAUCCAGGAAAAUUUACAACAACAAUUUUUGGUGGAACGGCUUCAACAAGUCUCGAUGGCCAACGUAAAAUGAGUUUAUAUCCGGAUUAUGGUCGUAUUGAUCAUCAAAUUGUUUGUUUGGUUGAUCACGAUCUUAUGUACAGUUAUUACAAAAAACACCCAAGCUGA